AUGCCGCAGGCGAGGGAGGCGCCAAUUUGCCGCCGUGAACCCCCGCCAACCGAAGAGGAUAGACGAUGGGGUCGCUCCAGAGCCCACCGGCGGUGCGCCGGCCGCCGUUGUUGA
Messenger RNA from Spirodela intermedia, 114 nucleotides. NCBI's taxonomy places the organism in Eukaryota, Viridiplantae, Streptophyta, Magnoliopsida, Alismatales, Araceae. The record is from the annotation of a GenBank genome assembly.